This is a messenger RNA of Lymnaea stagnalis (great pond snail), 11651 nucleotides long. Lineage: Eukaryota; Metazoa; Mollusca; Gastropoda; Lymnaeidae. The record is from the annotation of a GenBank genome assembly.
ACUCAUACAAACGUUAAGUGAAAGAACUACGGUCUCGUCGGCUAGAGCUUCUGCAUCGACUGCGAUCGCUUCUUUAUUAUUUUUCAUUUCGCACUGCAUGUUAGACCAUCUAAGACAGGGCUUGGUAAGUUUUAGCUAAAUUUUUGUCUAAACCAAUGGACAACUGUCUGUUUGAAACAUUUAUGAUUCCAUUUCUACUAAUGCGAAGGUUCAGAUGAUAUGCUCUGAUCCCUGUGUUAAAUUAAAAUUACAUGAGGCAUAUCAGUUGUAAACCCUGGCUAAUUCAAUUAGGCUACACUUAUGAUAUAUAUAUAUAUAUAUAUAUAAAUCUCACAAAUUUCACACUGAAAUGUAGGCAUUUUCAGGCGUUAUUUUCCAAAAUUAAGACGUCAUUAAAUACUGAAAGAAGGAAUCUGAUAGUAAAACAUAUUUGAACUACUAGAAUAGAUUAUUUAUCGUGGACUUGCAUUUGGCUUUUUAAAAUUACCAUUUGGCCUGGAUUCUUUUCUGGGAAUCGUUUGACACGUGACUCAUCCCAACGACAAAACUGUGCAGAUGGAUUACCUUUGUUUGCUAUACUUUGUUUUUUUUUGAUGCAGUGUAAAAGACUUUGCAAGAAGCUUGUAUUUGUCAAAACUUGUGGAUACAUUUUCACAACCGAAUUACGUCGUCUUGAGGCAUAACGUGUUCAGUGUUAUACCUGAAGUUGGGAAGCCUAUCUGACUCCCAACUAAACUUCUUUAAUUGUUAUUGUUAUUGUCUGUUAAUGAAUAAAAAAAAACAACAACGUUAAGGUCAUUUGAGAGGUACGUGACAGCGUGACAUUCUGUGACAUUUUGUGACAAUGCUCAGAUUUAAACAAAAAUCCUGGCAUGUUUUAAGUUUACUAAAAAGGGAGCCGGAAAAAAACAACAAAAUAAUUUCUACCAAAUGUAAGCUUACUCAACACGUUGGCAUGAGGAGACAUGUUUUAGUUUAUGUCUAUGGCAGUGCAACCAAAAGUGGAGGUCUGUGGACGGAAAUAGAUCCACCAGUCACGUGUCUGCAAACGGUGGACUCUUGAGAAGAGACAAUUAAUGUCAGUGAAUCUCGGAAAUCGUCUGCUAAAAAAUGUGGGUAACAAAAAAAACUGAAUUAAAAAAAAAAAAAAAAGCACAACCUUUUUGAUAUAUUAUAAUAGGAUGUGUGUAGAUUUGUAUAGCAUUUAUGGUUACCAUCGGUAAAAGGAAUGUACUACUAGCGUACGCUAACUCAGUUUGAGAAACGCUACUCUAUUCUAUAUUACGCCGGGGGGGGGGGAUCUUGUUUAAAACAAACAUUACACUAGAAAUUAUUGCAAAACUGAAUUAUGAAUAGAACUAGCAUUUUAGUUGGAAAAUAUUUAAAGUUAAAAAAAUAUAUAUAUAAAUAAUUUUCUUCCUAGCUUAAAAUUCGCAUUUUAUAAAAGCCCGUCUGGUUUGCAAGGUUUUCCCUCUCCAUGAGGCGUAGCAGUUUACAAAUUCAAGUUAGAUCCCGUUCUGCAGAGUGUUUGCUACGUCGGUGAUGUAUCGAUCUUUGGGGGCGUCGCUAAGAAAAACACAGGGUCGCACAUAGAGAUUUUUGCAGUACUCUCGAAAACAACACCGCUUUGUGUCGCAAUCUCAAGUUGCUGACACCAUACACCAUGAGCUUUUGUACAGUCGAUUAUUCGGCUCUUGAAUCCGAAGGCUACAUUUCCAACUAUGCACUAUGGCGUGCGUCAUUCGUAUGCGAAUGGGACUAAAGGAUAUAAUUAUCGUUGAUUGCGCAGAGGGGGCGUCCUAUGUGUGUCAUGCCGAAUGUAUGACACGUAUGCUUUAGCAUUCCUAGUGGUUUGUAAAGGUUACUUUUUCUUCUCUCUAGCGUGUGUUCGGUUCGAGUGGGUACGGUACGGUACGCUCUGAAGACUGUGCUCCGACAGUGAGUAUGCCUUGCCAGCUUGUGCUCUUCAAAGCGAUUUGUUUUUAUGAAUUCAGAUCCAUGUCAAAAAAUUUGAAGGACACUUUUAGGAAAUCUUUGAAGCUCCAUGUAGUCUUAGGCCAUCCUCUCUUUCUUUCUUUCCUGUGUACACCGUACAUGUGAUUGUCUGUUGAUGUCCAUUUUUGAUAAAUGAUUUUCACUUUUCACGUUCAUAACAAGCUUUCUAAAGCCCCACACAGUAAGUUGAUGUCUAGAUUUUUUAUUUACGUUCAACAUUAGUGAUACGAGAGCGCUUGAGUUAAUAAAGUGCACGACACUGAACAAUGAAAAACAACAAAACAUCAUGCCGGUACUCAUCAAAAUGUAAAUGUUGAUUUUUAUUUAGUUGCAUGUCUUAAAUAAAAUAAAAUGAAAUCGCUCGGAUAAAUUUCAAAUGUUCAUUGAUGUAACAUUCUGGUAUGAUAUGUGUCUAAUAUGUAUAUGAAAAGUUUUAUGUUGGUACCGCAUAAUAUAAAAUGAGUUAAUCAGGUUUAACCCUACUUUGAUUCACUCAUUUCCUAUAUGGGCUAACCUGAUUGCAGUCUCUCCCCCUGUAACCCUUGUACCGCAUACACGACUCCAUGGAUUAAUGGAUCUGUUUCAAACUUGGGAUACGUAGUUGUUUCACUUGCAUAUACAAAAUAAAAUGUUGGCUGGCAUUGACUUUUUUUUUUUUGAAAUGUUUGGGGGCCCAAAAGUCGUUUUUUUUAAAAUUCUAGCUAUUUAAAUAAAUUUACAAUGAAUGGAUAAUCUAGACCAAGCUUAGAACAAAUGAACUUGAUAAAAUAUAUAUAAAAACUGGAGAGUUUUGAACUUAUAAUAUGGCACCACUGUCGACGCCAAGGACACUAAUUAUAUUUUCCUUAUCUCAGCUUCAUCCCAUUCAUAUUUAAACCUAUUUUACUGGGUCAAGUUUCAAUUUGUAAUUUGACUGCUUGUCUGAUUCAUUAUUUAAGUUACAUACCUGGCUGAGAAUUAAAACGACACCUUUUAAAAAGUAUCCCGACAGCCCCCCACCCACCAAACCGAGUUAGAGCAUUUUGUUUUUUGCUGUUUGAGUAUUGAAUUAAUGAAAACAUAAAAGGAACAUUUGUAAAAAGUGAUUAUUUGAAACAAUUUUAUUUUAAAUUUUCUUGAAGUUUCUUCCUUAUUCUAGAGCGUUUGAUUUUUUUUUUUUAAAUCGGUUAUUAAGAUUAAAUAAAUGUCAUUUCAUGUUUCUUGUGUUUCUAUAAGUUCUAAGUCUUUAUGGUGCUCCUAAAAUAUUAUUUAAAAUUUAAAGAUAUUUUUGAAGUUUCUAUGAAGUUCUAAAGGAAUGUAGCAACUUCCAUAAUAUAUUUUCCUUAUUAUUUCAAAAGCUAUACAAGAAGGCUUAAAUUACAAUCCAAGCUUUUAUUUCAAUUAUUGCAUAUUUGCUAAACUUGGUAAAAAUGCCUUUUAUGGUGUCGUUUAAAAUAUAGGUCGAUUUCAAACUAAUAAUAUCCACAUCUUUGUGCGCAGGGCUUUUCUAAAUUUUAUUCCAUAUAAAAGGCUUAAGCUUUGCCAUUUUCCACCAAAUUUAAUGGACAAUUUGAAGCAAAAUAAAGUUUAUUCGUGAUCCAACGUAAAAUGCUCACCGCUGUGAAGCAUUAACAAAAAUGUGUUAUUUUGGCAUCCUCGGUACCAAUAUUCAAAAUUAUAAAAGCAACUUCUUUGCAACUUCCUACAUAUUGUAAUGGUGUACUGUAAAAAGUUAACUUGAGCAUUUAUAUUAAUUAUUUUUAUAGUGUCCCUAUCUUAGGGUUAACUAAAAUGAGCCCAUUUGGAAUGGGGAUCCUAUUUUAUUUUAACUGAUAUUACGACCAGAAGAUUGGACAUUGGUUUAUACCUUUAAAAAAAUUACUAGGGAUCAUUUACAAGUUCGAUUUGUUUUUAAACCAUGGUUCUUGGAUGUGUUCUGCUUGAAUAUCAACUGAAACUGUAUUGGCACACAAUUCAGUGUUUACGAGAAUUAUUAUAACUCUGGAUUUUUAUAGACGAUUUAAAACAAAAAUUAAUAGGUAAUUUUUGUAACGUGUUUUCGACAGGGCCUUAACUUUACGUGUGCUCUAAUACGGCUUUAAAGGUUUAUAACCGAAUACACACCCGAGAAAAUCCGGUUACAUUGGCUAGUAAUGAUUACAAAAAAAAGUUAUGUCUUGGUUAAGUUUGUUUCUCUACUUCACAGAAUUUGCAGACGAUAAACAUAGAACGCAAAGAUGUUGUCUUUGGGAUAUGACGACUACGCUUUUAUCAUAUGUUGGAUUCUUAUGGUAGUAUUUUAUCUGAGUAAAAUUGUAUCACUGUAAAGUGUUACGUUUUAUGUUCCAGUGUAGGAUUACACUCAUCUCUUAAGACCUAAAAGCGAUAGUUUAUCUCUCUCUCUCUCUCUCUCUUUCUCUCUCUCUCUUUCUCUCUAAGCAAAUAAGUGUACAUUUAUUAUUGUAUUAUAUCUAUUCUUGUCUUUAGGCGCAAGAUGUAUGUUGUGUGCAUAUCCACUAAAUCAGUCACACAUAAUGUAACUAUGAACACGUCUAUCGUAAAUUUAAACACCCAUAAUGGAUUAAAUAAAUGGUCUAUCAUGAAUUUGAAAACACAUAAAACAUUUAUGAGCAUAUAUAUCAUAACUGAAUUUGCUCUUGAUAGGUGCGUACUUACAUUUAUAAACGUUACCAAUUUCUGAAUUCCAUUUACAAAUUGUAAUAUAAAUGUAUACUUUCAAAAGACAAAUGAUUGAACUUUAAGAAUUGUUUUUUUAAAUAUUUAAAACUCAAGGGUGGGGUGAGGUGGGGUCUGUAUGUGUGUGGGACACAAUCAUUUACACAUAAUUGAAUAAUAACAUUAAUCAGUGCAUUCAUUAGUUGAAUAACAACACUGAUCAAUUUAUACAUAGUUUGAAUAACAACAUUGAUCAACACAUUGUAUCUCAUCAACAGCUUUUAUACGAGGUCUUCAUAAAGUCACCGAAGCAGGUAUGAGCUUCAUUUGAAACGUUUUAAUGCUACACCAUUUGAGCUAAACAAACAUUACCAUCUGCUACAAACAUUUCGAUACCAAAAUUGCUCUGAUUAUUUUUUAUACCAAUAAAGUUAAUCAUUGCUUUAAAAAAAUCAUUACAGAACAAAUCCAGAAUUAUUUUCAAGAACAUAAAAGAAAAAAAAAUGUUUAAAUUAUUUAUGGCUUCUGUCCUCUGGUGUUACCUCAAAUUUAAUGGCUUUAUUUGAUACUGAUUUUCUUUUUCUUCUGGAAUUAUAUUCUACAGACUUCUAGGCAAGAUGUAAAAUCUAUCGCAAAAAAUGCCAAUUUAUUAAACAAUGGGACUCCUAAUGGUAAUGAAGAUAAAGCAAGUCCCUCAGAUACAACAACAAAAAAUUCACAGUUUAGAGAAAAGGCUUCCCCCAUGGAUACAUCUGAAGAGGUUUCACCCUCUGAUCAAACAGCUUGUCCUAAAGACAAACAUGAAAAUGCUGAAGUACCGUCACCACGUUACAAAGCUAAAAUGGCUGUACCAGCACAGUCUGAUCACGGCCCUGGAAUUACCCAUACAAAAUUAAAAAAGGGCAAAAAAUCUAAAACAAAAGCUGUAGAAAUUAGCCCUGCUUCAACAACGGGCCUAAAAUCUAAACCAAAAGCAGAUAAUAAAAUAAAUAAGCGCUCAAAGGGUGUGGCUAAUGUAAGAGCGUGUAGAGAAACAAGCAAAGAAAGAAAUGUUAAAAAUUCAAAGAGCAAGAAGAGAAGUCGAUCAACGAGUCCGUCCCCAUUACCACGAAGACCUCCAACAAAACUCUAUGAGAGUAGCACAUCAUCCAGGUUGAUCAUGAUAUUUUUGCCUAUCUUAAAUAAUAACCAUUUUACCAACUUUAUUUUUCUAACUAACCCAUUAAUCAUUGGUGGACAACCUAAGGCCCGCGGGUCACAUGCGGCCCGCAAGACCUUUUGGGGACUUGAUGAACCUUAUCGUAAAAUGUCCCAAUUGUAAAUGACUAGCUGUAAAUGUAUUUGAAAAAAAAUAUAAUAAUAAUGACACUGUAAAAGUAUCACUCUGUAAUAGCGUAACAAUGUCAGCAAAUUAAACAUACAAAUUUUACAUUACUUAAGUUCGAUCUGAACUCGAAAUGAGAUUUUUAUUUUUAUCUUAAAUAACACAUUUGAAAAAUUAACAAUAGUUUUUUUAAUAUAACCCCCCCCCCCAAAAAAAAAAAGGGUUUCAAAUGUCCGUUCACUCCCCUGCACAAAAUGGUCGCCAACUUUUGCCCUAAAUUAAUGUUUCUAUUUUUAGCAUCCGUAACAAGAGCCGCUCUAAGACAUGGGGGACAGUCAGCUAUUUCCGCACUCUACGCACCGUAGUUGCUCUCAAUCCAAUGGCCAGAUUUUUUACCAACAUUGUAACUUUAAAACAUAAAGUACUUUAAAUCCAAAUGGAAGCUUUUAUUAUUUAGCUCCGAAUUUUCAAUAUUUUUUAAAAACUAUACUGACUCACCCAUACAUUUGGACUAAAACGCGAAAAGUCACAAACAUUUUACUACUCAUUUUGCGUACAUAAUUCAAGAAAGCGUUGCGUCAAACAUCUAGGCCUUGUUUAAAAUAUUAACGUAUUCCAGCUUUUCAGUUUGUUUGGUCUAUUCCCUGAUGACCAUAACACUUAAAUGGGCAAAAGUAAUUAGAAAUAACCCAAUUGUCCAUCUCCAAACAUGUCUAGACGUUUUCCUCUGAGAGCAUUACAUUUAUAGGAAACUUCUUUUCGUCUCAGAUUAUAGGAGAAAAAAAACAAAAUAACUGCGUGGCUUUACAGAAUAAGCUUAAUCAAAUAACCUGUUUGUUAAUUUGUAUAUAUAUAUAUAUAUUAAGCCAUUUCCCACAAGUUUUGCGCCAAUUAAUAUGCAGCGUUUCAGUGGUGCAUCUCAAAGUGGUGGCCAACGGACCCAUAACAUUCUCAACAUCUUCUCCGAUCCACUACCUAUCUCCCAUCCCACCUUCUAAUUAUCCAACCUCAAUCUCCAUUCUAAUCUUUUCAACUCCCCACCUCAGCUACUAUACUAAUCUUUUCAACUCCCCCACCUCAGCUACUAUACUAAUCUUUUCAACUCUCCACCUCAGCUACUAUACUAAUCUUUUACACUCCCCACCUCAGCUACUAUACUAAUCUUUUACACUCCCCACCUCAGCCACUAUGCUAAUAUUUCACACUCCCCACCUCAACUACUAUACUAAUCUUUUCAACUCCCCACCUCAGCUACCAUCCUAAUCUUUUCAACUCCCCACCUCAGCUACUAUACUAAUCUUUUCAACUCCCCACCUCAGCUACUAUACUAAUCUUUUCAACUCCCCACCCCAGACUUUAUUCUAAUAUUUUUCACUCCACCACCUGAGCCCCCAUUCUAACCUUUCUUUUAUCCCUCUAAACCCCCCUUCCCAACUCAACAACAGCCCUCCCUACCAAAACAUUUCUCUGUCCCACCCAAACUGGCUUUGUCUCUACAACUCGCUCAUGUUAUGGUCCUACAGGUACACAGACAAACGUAUCCUCUAACAAAUCCACCCCAUCGGCUACCCCUCCUCACCCCAACUUAUCCCCAGCAAAGUUUUGCCACCUAAUCCCAGUCCAUGUCAACUCUUAAAGGCAAUAUACUAUUAGUUUAUUAUAUUUGUUCACAAAAUAUUAACAUCCUUUUUGUAUAAGGAAAUUUCAAAACUUCAACAACUAGGAAGCUAAAGAGGACAACAGAAGCAUCAACAUAAAUAUUUUUUUUUUAAAACAUUGAAAUAAGAUAAAAACUUUAUGAUUUUUUUUAAAUAAUAAACAUUCUUAGUUUCUUUAGAUACACCUUAUUGCAACCGAGUAACUCAAAAUUCCAAAUUACAUCAAUAUUUUGUUUAGAUAAUUCAAUUUUUAAAAUUUUUUUUUCAACAUAAAAUGCGAAAAUAUAACUGUCUAUUCUUAGUAUAUUGUUAGAUUGUACGCGUUUGUCAGCAACAGUUACAUCAAAGGAUAUACGAACGAUCAUUUUUAGCCAGUUAUUAUCAUUUGCUAAUACUUAGACUUAUAAAUGGCAAAAUGAGUGAUACAUCAUUGUUAAAUUUAGGAUUCAUGUCGGAGAUGAUGAAUGACUUAUAGAUCAUAAAAAAAUUAAAAUAUUUAAAAGUUGAUUUUUUUUUAAUUUAAAAAAAAAAAAUUGUGGGUUGGUUGCUUAGAAUGCCUGUUAGAAUUUAUUAUAUCAUAAAUUUUAUUUGAUGAUUUUUAAAAAAAAAAAUGAUUACGAAAUAUAAGGAUUAAUUCAGCUGGGUUACGGCUUAAAGCCCCUUAAAGAAUUCCCUGGAGAGACGUUAAGGUCAAAGCAAACCGUUUUUAACAAAAGCCUUGCAUCAAGGUUUUCAUUGCCUAAAACAAAAUACGGGAAUAACUUAACCUAGCUGAUCAAAUUAUAUUAUAACUAUAUUUCUUUUGUUUUUGUUUUUUGUGUGUUUUGUUUACAGUGAGCCUGAUGAUAAAAAGCUUGACCUUCAUGGCUACACUGUGGAGGAAGCCAUUCAUGAAUUUGCUCAAUUUUAUUUAAAGACAAAAGAAAGUAGGUAGUAAUCUUUUGAUGACCGAUUUGUUUAAAAUUUAAGUGCCUUUUUUAAAACAAUAUUUUUCUAAGGCUGGUCAGUCAGUUUGUUAGUUUGUGGUGCAUUCUUGCAUAAUAAUUUUUUCCCCACUUCCUGAUCUCCAGUUAAGCUGACCCUUUAAACACUUGGCCGUGAGAACAGGUUUAACUCAGUUAAAGAUGUUCUAUUUGGCCAUUAAAUGUGUUUACAAAUGGUCACAAAAAUUGCUCAAGCAGAUAACAUAGUAUUACAGUUACACUUUUUUAGUCUAUAGAUUGAAAAUGUGUGAGGAGGAGGACCGUUACAUCUAUGUCGUCACCGGAAGGGGAAAUGGCUGCAGAGACGGAAAGCCAAAGAUACGACCUGCGGUUCAAAGACUGCUUGACAAAUACGACAUAAGGUAAAUCGUAAAUGUACCUUGGAGACAUCACCAUGCUUAAUUUUAAUUGUUUAUUAUGUUACAUACUCACUUGGCAAUAUAUAUAUAUAUAUAUAUAUAUUAAAAAUUACAUUAACAUAGGUUGAAUAAUGUUCGCUCAAGGCUGCACGAUACAAAAAUCCUUAACAUUAAUCGUGUUCUUUGCUUUCGUGCAGACACAACUGGCGCAAUGAACGUGGGCUAGUCAUGAUUGACUUCUGUGAACAGGACGAAGAGGAGAAGGAGGAGGAAGACCCAGUGACGCUCAAAACGCGUGAUAAAAAGGCAAAAAGAAAAGACAAAAAAAGGAAAGGAAGAAAUAGAAACAAGAAAGGGAAACCAAACUUUUACUCAAAAAUGCACUAAAAAAGUGUAGAGAUAUACAGUGCUAGUAAUUUCACGAGUGGGACAAUCGCUUAUUAUUAUUCAUCACAAAUAAUCGUGAGAAGGCAGAGAGAGUGCAAAGAGGCCGUCGACCGUUACUUCCUAUAUAUUUUGAGGAGUCAUUUUUUUUUUUUUGCCAACAGCAGAGUUUUUUUCUUAGAAUACCCCGAUUGGCACUAACCUUAGCCACGCUACUGUUCGACGAGCUUAUGAUGUAGUAGUUAGAUGUGUGCAGUAUUCAGUAUACAGCGUGUGGCCGAGCGGUCUAAACAUAGCUGGUGGUCUGGAGUUCAAUCCCCAACAAAGCCAACAUCCCAAGCACCCCGGGUGGAUGGGCAAGGUCCUGGACGGCAACCCAUCUAAGAGAAGGCAAACUCUGGCAAACCAGGAGUCAGAAUGAUCAACAAAUUGAUCCUGGGUUCCUCAAAUAUAAGAAGAUGAAGAAGAUUAAACAAAUGGGAACGUCUUGCAUUAUUUGUUUUUAAAAUGUAUAUUAAAAAAAACACAUUUACCUAAAAAAAUUCCGUGCCACUGGUACAUAUAACUAUUUAUCAAUUGUGGAAACAAAUUUUGCCACUUUGGAGCAAUGUUCUAUCGUAGCAAAUUUACCAACAAUUAUAAUUUUCUUCUUGGAGAGAAUCCAUAACAGCAUAAUGGGACGUGUAUUUUAGGGGGGCCUCGUGCCUGUUUCGAUGAAGAUUACAUUAUUCCGAUGAAGAAAGUUUAUCCUAUUUGUUGCCGUGUGUGAGAAUGAGCUUUGUCCAGUCGCAGUGCCUGCAAGGAUCAUCAUACUGGCUUAAAAUCAGCUCACGCGCACGAUUCUUCAUCUUCUUUAUUUUGAGGCCCCACGAUCAAUGAAUUGAUAAUUCUGGCUCCUAUGUUUCAGAGGGGUUUGCGAUGUUACUGUGCAUGGGUUUCAAGGGGAUACUUCACUGGUUGCAAGGGCUAUUCAGCAGUGGUGUUAAGAACUGGGGGUUGGAAUACAGGAGGAAAUAGACACAAAUGUGUCGAGUGUAGGCGCCUCAACUGUCGCUUUUGGAAGCUUGUUCCAGUCCCCUAUUGUCUUCGGCAGGAAUGAGGAGCUCCUGUACUUUGUUCUUGUUUUUACCAGCCGGAACUGUCUGUCGUGACCUCGUCGCUGUCUAAAGGGAAGAUGAACGAGUUUCUGUUUGAUGCCGGGGCAGUGGACCAGCCCAUUUUUGAUCUUGUACAACAUGGUGAGCCUGGAUAGUCGUCGUCGUUCUUCCAAUGUUGACCAGCCCAGUGUUUUUAGCACGAUCCCAACACUUGAGGUAUUUCUGAAGCGGUUCAGGACAAAGCGUGCUGCUGCUGCCCGUCGCUGGACCGCCUCCAACCGGUCGAUGCUUUUCUGGGUAAAUGGGUCCCAGACUGUAGAAGCGUACUCUAAAAUAGGCCGGACAAAGGCUUUAUAGGCUUUUUCUUUCAAGCUUGAGUUGCCGAUCUUCAGAUUGCGCCUUAGGAACCCCUGAACGUACACUCUGAAUGUACUGCAUUGUUCUAACAAACUUAAGGCGGCCGCUUCUUGGCUUUCGUGCCAUCAUAUCAUCUGCAGCAUCGUUUUUCUUCCAAAAUUGAUUCAUUCGGCGUCUAACUGAAUUUAUUCCAAGCUAUAUUUAGGAACUGAGUAGCCAUAUUUAGGAACUGAGUAGCCAUAUCAUUCACCUUGCUCCCAUUGUUUCAAUUCGCACUUUGUUGUAUCAGACUACGAGCUUCUUAUUUUAGUGAUUUUAGGAAACAGCAAACACUGAACAAUUAACUAAAAUAUAAAAUUGGCGACCGGAAGUUAACGAAGUAUGAACGACAAACAUAGAGUUUGUAAACAUUAUUAGAAGUUUUGGAGUACGAUGAAGCUUUAAAGUAGAUUGAUUAGGCACAAUGUGUGUAAAUAAAACAAUAUAUGUUCAGUUUUUUUUUUCAAUCCAUCAAUAAUGAUCAUGCAGAAAAAAAUUAUGUAAACUUUUCGUCAAAUGCCGUCAUUGGUAUAAAAAAAACAUAAACACAUUCAUAUAUCUAUAAAUUAAAUUUACAUAACAUAGAUAUACAUGUUAGUAUCCUACCUAAAAAUGAGAGAAAAUGAUCAAGAUUGGGUGCAAUAUAAGUACAGAAAAUAUUUUUGUUUUAAAACCGCCAAAAAACCUAAUUUGAUACAUAUGAUCUAUUGCACAAGAUUCCACUUGGCAGGAUCACUUUUUUUGGACGAUACCUUUUAAAUAUUCAUGAUUUUUGUGUGUUAUAACAAUUAAUGUGGGUG